Molecule: messenger RNA, 788 nt
Organism: Aspergillus japonicus CBS 114.51
Lineage: Eukaryota; Fungi; Ascomycota; Eurotiomycetes; Eurotiales; Aspergillaceae
Product: oxidoreductase, short chain dehydrogenase/reductase family
Exons: 4
Coding region: 54-788 (244 amino acids)
Source: RefSeq, a predicted model, not a curated record
CUAUUCUCUCAACAUAUCUUCGAUUCAGUCAUUGACAACCCCAAAACCACAACAUGGCCGCUGCUAAACCCUUCGCCAUCGUCGCCGGCGUCGGCCCUGGAACGGGCGCCUCCAUUGCCCGCCGCUUCGCCAAAGCCUACUCUGUCGUCGUGCUCGCCCGCAACCCGGCCAACUACGAGUCCGUCGUCGAGGAGAUCAACUCCGCCGGCGGCCAAGCCACGGGCUUCAGCGCCGACCUCUCCGACACCCAGAACGUCAAAUCCACCUUCGAGCAGAUCACCAAGCAGUUCACCGGCUCCCCGCUCGCCGCGGCUGUGUUCAAUGUCGGCGGCGGAUUCGUGCGCAAGCCAUUCCUCGAACUGACGGCCGAGGAGUUCUCGUCCGGGUUUGAGUCGCAGGGCAAGGGAGCCUUCAACUUCGCCAAGGAGACCCUCCCCCUGCUCCUCCAAGCCACGAACCUUCAACACCCGCCGACCCUCAUCUUCACGGGAGCGACGGCCAGCGUGAAGGGCUCGGCGAACUUCUCCACCUUCGCGGCGGGCAAGUUCGCCCUGCGCGCGCUGGCGCAGUCGCUGGCCCGCGAGUUCGGGCCCAAGGGCGUGCACGUCUCGCAUGUGAUUGUCGAUGGGGUGAUUGACAUCCCGCGCACGAAGGCGUGGACGUUCGAGCACGAGGAUGCGAAGUUGGACCCCGAGGCUAUCGCCGAGUCGUAUUGGCACUUGCAUACGCAGCCACGCACGACCUUUGGGUUUGAGCUGGAUCUCCGACCCUAUGUUGAGAAGUGGUAG